Molecule: messenger RNA, 1176 nt
Organism: Pristis pectinata (smalltooth sawfish)
Lineage: Eukaryota; Metazoa; Chordata; Chondrichthyes; Rhinopristiformes; Pristidae
Product: beta-1,3-galactosyltransferase 5-like
Cellular component (GO): membrane
Molecular function (GO): N-acetyl-beta-D-glucosaminide beta-(1,3)-galactosyltransferase activity
Source: RefSeq, a predicted model, not a curated record
AUGGGGACGGUCGGACAGUGUGUGACCCGAGAGGAGGUGUCCCUCUCCUUCCGUGAAAUGUGUCACUGCCCAGCGGCAAUCAUUACCGGAUUCAUGACCGUUCGACGGCAGAGCCGAGUCAAUUCUGCAUCGCAGGAGAAGAUGUGCCGAGGGAUCGCUGCCAUUUUGCACCUGCACAGCCAAGGGAACUCCAUGGUCGAUCAAAGUUCCAAACUAUUGGCUGUGGAUGUUGCUCAAACACAGCAUGUGGACAACAGUUUCCUCAAGGUCGGGAUCAUCCUGCUUCUGAUCCUUUGCCUGAUCCCGGUGUUUCUGCGGAGCAGAGGUUGGAAGCGCAGCGUCGUCCAGCCCCCGUGCCCCUCGCGGUUAAACGGCACCUCCUUCCUGAUGCGGCCCGCCAGCCGGUGUGACAACAGCGCCCCCUUCCUCGUCCUGCUGGUCACCAGCUCCCCCGAUCAGAUCCAGAUUCGCGCCAUAAUCCGCCAGACCUGGGGGAGCGAGACUGUCGGCGGAGCCAGGUCGUUCAGUUAUUUCCUGCUAGGGCACGGGCGUCAUCGACAGGACUGGAUCCGGCGGGAGGGCGCUCUAAACGGGGACAUCGUCCAGGGUGAUUUCGAGGACACGUACUACAAUCUGACUCUCGAAGUGCUGCUGGGUCUGGAGUGGCUCGCUGCUCCCUGUCCCUCCGCUUCCUUCGUGAUGAAGACCGACAGUGACAUGUUCGUCAACACGGACUAUCUGAUGGAGCUCCUGUCCCGGGACCCGCUCCGGAGGAACCUCUUCACUGGCGCAAUCAUGAAAGGCUUAGCACCUAUUCCUGAAAAAUCCAAGUGGUACGUCAGCAAGGAGGAGUACCCCAGGGACAAAUACCCACCCUACUGUCGGGGCAAGUACUAUGCCCUCUCCUCUCACCUGGCCUGCCGUGUGUGGGAGGUCUCCGAGACCGUGCCCAAGAUGAGAAUGGAGGAUGUUUACGUGGGACAUUGCCUGGCGGAGCUGAAGGUAGAACCUAUGAAUAUUCAGACUCGACGCGCCUUCCACAUUUACAAGGUACCUUUCUCCAUCUGCACCUACCGGCAGCUCGUCACCUCCCACCACGUCGGAAACUACGAGAAACUGGUCUAUUGGAGAGGUCUGCAGCAAUCAGCCGAUGAGAAAUGCCAGGGAGACCUGUGA